Messenger RNA from Castor canadensis (American beaver), 1841 nucleotides. The record is from RefSeq and is a predicted model, not a curated record. NCBI's taxonomy places the organism in Eukaryota, Metazoa, Chordata, Mammalia, Rodentia, Castoridae.
AAUCACCAACAAAAAUGAAGAGAAGUCAUCAGCUGACACCUCUCAGGAAAAUCCAGAGGAUCCAGGCCUGUGGGAGGAGAAAUUUGGAAAUUUUGUAGAUGUCAAAGCUAAUGGUCCUGCAUCCAUUGGUUUGGAUUUCUCCUUGCAUGGGUUUGAACACGUCUAUGGGAUCCCACAACAUGCAGAAUCACACCAACUUCAAAAUACCAGGGAUGGAGAUGCUUAUCGUCUUUAUAACCUGGACAUCUAUGGAUAUCAAAUACAUGACAAAAUGGGCAUUUAUGGCUCAGUGCCUUAUCUCCUGGCCCACAAACUGGGCAGGACUAUAGGCAUUUUCUGGCUGAAUGCCUCAGAAACACUUGUGGAGAUCAAUACAGAACCUGCAGUAGAGUACACACUGACCCAGAUGAACCCAGCUGCUGCUAAACAAAUGGUCAGACCUCGAACCAAUGUGCACUGGAUGUCAGAAAGUGGGAUCAUUGAUGUUUUCCUGCUGACAGGACCUACACCUUCUGACAUCUUCAAGCAGUAUUCAUACCUUACAGGCACACAAGCCAUGCCCCCUCUCUUCUCCCUGGGGUAUCACCAGUGCCGCUGGAACUAUGAAGAUGAGCAGGAUGUAGAGGCAGUGGAUGCCGGAUUUGAUGAGCAUGACAUUCCUUAUGAUGUCAUGUGGCUAGACAUAGAGCACACUGAGGGCAAGAGGUACUUCACCUGGGACAAGAAAAAAUUCCCAAACCCCAAAAGGAUGCAAGAACUACUCAGAAGCAAAAAACGUAAGCUUGUGGUCAUCAGUGACCCCCACAUCAAGGUUGAUCCUGACUACUCAGUGUAUGCUAAGGCCAAAGAAGAGGGCUUCUUUGUGAGGAACAAAGAAGGGGGUGACUUUGAAGGAGUCUGCUGGCCCGGUCUCUCCUCUUACCUGGAUCUCACCAAUCCCAAGGUCAGAGAGUGGUAUUCAGGUCUUUUUGCUUUCCCUGCUUACCAGGGAUCAACAGAUAUUCUCUUCAUCUGGAAUGACAUGAAUGAGCCCUCAGUCUUUAGAGGGCCAGAGCUAACCAUGCAAAAGAAUGCCAUUCAUCAUGGCAACUGGGAACACAGAGAACUGCACAACAUCUAUGGUUUUUAUCAGCAAAUGGCUACUGCAGAAGGGCUGAUACAACGAUCUAAAGGGAAGGAGAGACCCUUUGUUCUUUCACGUUCUUUCUUUGCCGGAUCACAAAAGUAUGGUGCAGUGUGGACAGGCGACAACACAGCAGAAUGGAGUUACCUGAAAAUUUCUAUACCAAUGUUACUUACUCUCAACAUUACUGGGAUCUCUUUUUGUGGAGCUGAUGUGGGCGGCUUCAUUGGGAAUCCAGAGGCAGAGCUAUUAGUGCGUUGGUACCAGGCAGGAGCCUAUCAGCCCUUCUUCCGUGGCCAUGCCACCAUGAAUACCAAGCGGCGGGAACCCUGGCUGUUUGGGGAGGAGAACACCAGGCUCAUCCGAGAAGCUAUUAGAGAACGCUACACCCUCCUGCCCUAUUUUUAUUCUCUGUUCUACUACGCACAUGUGGCUUCUGAACCUGUCAUGAGGUAAAAAAGAAUCCUCCAUCUGGGGACCCCAGCAACCAAUCCAUAACAGAUCCUUUCAGUGAUUAGGGACUGGAGUGAGUACACAGUGGUUUUAAGAGGAAAAGUGAAGAAAAGCAUAUGUUUAAUCAAAUUUCAGUGGGCUUACUAUCAACUAUACACAAGGUGCUAGCUGUUAACGAAACGGAAAAUGAAAGCUAGAUCCCCUACAACUUGUGAUUAAAGUAUCAGUAUUUGCUAAGAGAUAGAAAUAGAACUAUUUCAAAAAG